GUCCUGCGCAACGGAAAAAUCCCAAGGCGUCGUCGAAGUCCUUGCACCACGUCGUUCGUGUUCACAUUCAAAUUGACCAUGCAGCCGACAGAUCUCUUUGCGUCAUGCGUCUUCAACGACUGCCUGCGCGUCGUGCCACCAGGAGCAACCAAGUGCGACUUCCACAAGGACAAGAAGCAGUGCGUCGUGUCCGAGUGCUUCAACCAGGUGGUCGCCAGAGGACGGUGUUCCAAGCAUGGAGGCCGGCCGCGGUGCGCCCAUGACACGUGCAUGCUGCCAGCGAAAGGCGGCGAGUUUUGUCUACGCCACGGUGGAGUCUCCAGUCGGCAGCUGUGUCGCAUGGCUGGAUGCAGCAAACAAGCACACGCCAAGCAACUCUGCGUGAAGCACGGCGGCGGAAGCAAGUGCUUCUUCCCGGGGUGCUCCAGGCAUUCACGCAAAGCUGGCCUGUGCCAUCGACACCGACGGCUGGACACGUUCUGUGGCCUCGACGAUGACCACAUCCAGAUGCACUUCGACAUGGUGUGUGCCAAGGCUUUUGAGGUAACGUGGUAGAAGGCUUCAUAAUUUAACGAUGCGAUUUAUUUCUUCGUCAC
Molecule: messenger RNA, 596 nt
Organism: Aphanomyces astaci
Lineage: Eukaryota; Oomycota; Saprolegniomycetes; Saprolegniales; Verrucalvaceae
Exons: 1
Coding region: 79-555 (158 amino acids)
Source: RefSeq, a predicted model, not a curated record